This is a messenger RNA of Pisolithus orientalis, 2754 nucleotides long. Its product is annotated as heterokaryon incompatibility protein-domain-containing protein. The coding region runs from base 147 to 2495 and encodes 782 amino acids. The transcript has 5 exons. NCBI's taxonomy places the organism in Eukaryota, Fungi, Basidiomycota, Agaricomycetes, Boletales, Pisolithaceae. The record is from RefSeq and is a predicted model, not a curated record.
UUCUAAACUGCGCUUACUUUGGCUGCCCAAUGAGAACUGACGCCUUUUUCUAACACCUGCGAUCUGGUAUUACGUUGUUCCAUUUGUCCUUCGCCAUACGCGUAAUGCUCACCGCUUGAAGAGUCUAGUCACGGGCGUUCAGGAAAAUGCGAGUGUUAAAUAUAAGAGCCGUUCUCCAUCGAGAAAAGAAUAUCCAACAAGCUGGACCCAAGACCAAGGUUUUGGAAGAACUUGAUGACAGGACUGCAAAAUAUGUGAUACUGUCACAUCGUUGGGGAACGGAGGUUGAUUACGAUGACAUGACUGGACUCAUGAAGAUGGACGAGCAAGACAGGGAGGAGGUCAGGGGGCGCGACGGCUACCAGAAGAUCAUCAGGAGCUGUGAACAGGCCAAGAAAGACGGUUACAUGUGGUUGUGGGUCGAUACGUGUUGCAUUGACAAGCGUAGCAGCGCGGAACUGUCGGAGGCAAUCAAUUCAAUGUAUCGGUGGUACCAAAACUCGCAGAGGUGCUACGUGUACCUCGGUGAUGUCGACGACUCAGCCUUUCCUACAAAACAAGACUUCACCAGGCCUGGUUGGGUCAACGGUUGGCCCGAGUGGUUCUCGCGGGGCUGGACACUUCAGGAGCUCAUCGCUCCGGCGGCACUCGAAUUCUUCAACAAGAACUGGGUGUCCAUAGGGAGGAAACAGGACCUGACAGCCGCGUUAAAGGACAUCACACAAAUUCCAGAGGAAGUGUUGAAAGAUGCAGGGGUUUUGGUUUCGGGAAGUACCACCUCCGGGGAACGCCCGCUCGUUGCUCACAUCAUGUCGUGGGCCGCUGACCGGAGGACGACACGAAUUGAAGAUCGAGCGUAUUCGCUGAUGGGCUUGUUUGAUGUGAACAUGCCGAUGCUGUAUGGCGAGGGCUCAAAAGCAUUUCAGCGGCUUCAGCUGGAAAUUAUCCGGGUAUCUAGCGAUCACAGUAUAUUUGCAUGGAAUCCCAACAGACAGCUUGGGGAGUGGUCGAGUGUCCUGGCAGCUGACCCGAGCUGCUUUCAGGGCCGUCACGACAUCGAAAGAGUGGAUUCUUCCAGGUUAGUCGAGGAAGUAAACGUGUAUAUGCGCAAGAACGACGAGUUGGAUAACGGAAGGCGGAAUACCAGAAGAUGGAAUAUUGGCAGAAGGCGGACUCAUACCAGAGAGUGGGCAGUGGACUUCCUUAAACUUUCCAUGUUCAAUGUUACGAACGUGGGCAUCCAAGUGUCGUUGCCUGUCGUCCUCCAGUCCAAUUUCGGUCCCAAUCCCGAUUCCGCUUCCGAUAUCUAUUCUCCCCGCCCAUUUAUCUUGCCCCUCUCCCCUGUUAGUACCCUCGCCUCGCCUACUCCCCCCCCCUCGCCUACUCCCCCCCUUUCGCCUAUUAUUUCUCCCUCGCCUAUUAUCCCCCCCUUGCCCAUUACCCCCCCGCCGGCACUUGUUGUCCCCCCCUCGCCUAUAUCCCCCUCAACUACCCCUACUAGUACCCGUGCUUCACCUUCCCCUCCACCUCCCGUCUCACCCCCUCUCCCUUUCCGCUCCCAAUCCCAAUUCUCCAAGGCCAUGUUACCAUGCCUUGAUCGUUCUGGAAACUUGAUCACCCUCAACCUGGUAUCCCGUGGACUUAACCACGGCAGGUCUUUCGAGACUGUACGCGUUAAUAAUAACUCAGAACCUCGGUUUACGUCGCUUUACCUUGCUUACAUUCGAGGCAACGAGGAGAGCUACCGCGACCUUAGGCUCGAUGACACGUGCGCCUUGCGGUAUGGCUUCAUCCGUCAUGGCACCUUCCCGUGCGAGAUUACAGAUAGUAUUGUCAAACUCUCGCAAGGAAACAAUCUCAUCAUCUUAGUCUACGCCAAUGACAACGCCAAAUGUCGCUUUGCAGUUGGACUUGGAUGCUCCCUUGGUAAAGUAUGGACACGUGUUGUUUGUGAUGAAUCCUCUGCGAAGCAAGAGCCGUGGUUAUCGUGGGCCGAUUUCGCCAGACAAGUAUAUGGCAUCCUGUGGGAUGUACCUAUCAGCGAGGGCAAUUACGCAACUCGCAAUCCUAUCGUUAACGAUGCUCAUCUUUCCCAAUCCAUUUGGAAUGCAAGGGUUGUCUGCAGCCGCAGUACCGGUAGCCUUACCUUCACAGAUGUGAUGAUUGAUAUAGUGCAAUGCCCUGGUUGUUGUACUGGGCCACUUGAAUGCACUUAUACGUCUGUGGCCGACAAACCAUGGCUUCCGUGGAGAUCGAAACGUGUUGCUUCACAUACGUUGACAAUAGACGGGAAAGACACAGAGUUUGAUAAAUGUUCUGGUCAAGAGAUUGCGGUGAUUAUGGCGACUCUUCCUAUGGCAAUUUCAAACGUUGCGGCAACAUAUUUGAGCAUAUGCGGGAACUUGGUUUCGAUCCCACAGAUUGCGUUUAUCGCCCAUUCGUCUCUUACGUGUCCUACCAUCCCAGCUCAACUGACCCUGGAAGUAUGCCCAUGAUGCUGCAUCAACCGAGUGGACUCUCGCUUCCGAAUACUGAAGGAAUUCGGCUACUAUUGAACGCCUUGUCCACCCGCCUUGCAGGCAAACUUCUCGUAACAACAGUCAUAGAAUGCUCAGCAUUCGACAAAGACGAUGGCAAGGAAACAUUGCAGCGGAAGCGGAGAUCGUGGUUGAAGUGGAAGUGGAGGUGGAAGUGGAGACGGGGACGGGGACGGAGGGACGUGGGAAGUGACUCACCAUCAAAGGAUGGCAAUCA